Molecule: messenger RNA, 9938 nt
Organism: Pelodiscus sinensis (Chinese soft-shelled turtle)
Lineage: Eukaryota; Metazoa; Chordata; Testudines; Trionychidae
Source: RefSeq, a predicted model, not a curated record
CAUGUUUUCCCCCUCUCUCCCCAGCUGUUCCCCCCCUGAGGACUCCAUCCUCUCUUCUGGCCUCUGGAGAAUUCGGUGUCUAGCAGAGGGAAGAAAGGGAUGUAGUAAACACUGGCACUACACCCAGCCUGAGGCUGUGCCUGUGCUAAGUAGGCAGAGCCGCUGCUAAUGGAGUGACCAACCGCCCUUACAUUCAGGGUAGCAUUGCUGCUUUAACAUCCACACACAACAGCCCCCUUUACCUGCCACUCUACUUGGAUCUUCCUCUUCUCUUGUUUGGUGUCCUGGGAAAUUGGAGAAGGGGCUGGCGGGGCUGAGGUUCAAAGCACGCUGCUACUGUGCAGACGUGCUGAUGUGGAGUAGUCUGUCUGAUUUGAAAACUGCCCCAAGACUCAUAAACAAAAAGGGGGUCCAGGCUGCGUUGAAGGGACCUAGCUGGAUCUUGCAGGGAUGGCUAUCGCAGUCUUAGGUAACGACGGUCCAGAAAGAUGGCAGAUGGGGCAGUGGUAGGCUGUGCUGUGGAGAAAAACGUGGCCGAUGCCGGUGAGAACAGAGAAAUAAUUCAAAGUGAUUUAGAGAAAUUAGAACUAGAGCAGUGGUUCUCAAAGUGCGAUCUCCGGACCACUAGUGGUCCACGGCCCUCUCCCAAGUGGUCCAUGGUUCGAGCUCAGCCCCGGACCCAAAAAAAGUUCCCUGCCACAAAUAAAACACCAAAACCUUUUUUGUCGGACAUAAAUUAAUAUUUUACUUUGAUUUAAAAUGAAGUUUGAUAAACUAACACGAGAAAGUUAAAAUGCUUCAUCUGUUUAAUCAUUUAUAUGAAACCAUUCUCCCUCGCUGCUGCACUAGCAAAAUGGCUCAGGCAUAAUGAUGUAAUUAACGGUCACUUUCCAUUAGCAACUGAUGAUACUCAGAAAGAUUUGCAUUGAGCCAGGUGGUCUACGGGCCACAAAGUUUGAGAACCACUGAACUAGAGGCAAGGCGUGAAGUGAGAUCCAGCCUGGCAAACAAAAGUACCCAUGAUGGAGCAGCGGGAGGAAGAUCUGAAAAUAUUCAGUGGCAGGAGGAGUCUGCAGAGCCAGUGAAACUCUAAGCUCGUGCGCUUCUUCGAGUUGCAGACAUUUAUUUUUCAGUCUGUUUUGCUGCAAAAUCCUAAACUAGAUUCACUCAUGAACCGCUGAGACUAACUGCAGCACUAGCCUCUUCUGGGCUGCCACUGCAUAUGCUUUUAAUUUCCCCCAACUCUGGUGGUGACGUGGGAAUUGUCCGGAGGUAUUUUGGAUCUCAAUGACUCAAGAAAAGUAGCGAUUCCUUCAGCGGUGUCUGCGUACAGGAGUUGACCUGGUCUGUCUGAUAGAGAGCUAGAUUGUGUGUAGUCAGGGCAUUAGAAAUAAUGGUGAGUCUAGCCUCUGUGCCAUGCAAGAGGGGAUGAAGAAAUCCUUAACCCUCCACUUCUUUAUCCAUCAGCGUCGUUAUACCUGCUAAAUUGUGCAGAAGCAAACUCGGGCUCAUCCUGCCACGUAAUGUGGAACGAACCAUUCCCACUUUGCAAGUGCUACAGCAUCAUAGCUGCCGGGCUGUUGUUGCCCAUCUGUAUGCUUCCUAGGGCAAUAGAAGGGGGUUUUCCAUUGCUGUGAGGAGUCCACUUCUCCCAGAGGCAGAAUUCUUGAUGGCUCUCAGAGGUGUGAGUUUUUCACCCCCCUGAGCACUAGAGAUGUGAACGGGUAACUGGUUACCUGGUAAGCAUCGCCCUUAAUGGGUGACACUUACCGGGUAACAGUUGACUGUUACCCCAGGAGAAGCCCCCCAUCCAUGGCCCACCACAGGUUCCAAGCGGGGCCAUAAGUGGCAGGAAGGGGACGGAGGAGCUGACGGCCACCAUCCCGGGCUGAAAGCAGCGGCUGGCCGGGGAGAGGAGGGGGGGCCCUGCCACAUCUGGCCCCUGUGAUGCUGUCGAUUCCCAGCCUUCAUGGGCUGGGAGCCGGCAGCCCAGUGCGAAGCCAGAAGCAGCCAGGCUGGAGCAGCCUCUGCUGCGGUGCGGGGGCCGCUGCCCACCCCCGUUUAAUCAGUGAACUGGUGAAACUUACCGUUGAACCAGUUAACUAACUAAACGGGAUUUUACAUCCUUCCCGAGCACAUCACCUGUGUCAACCCAACUUGAAAGUCUGGACCAGGUUUCAGAUGUAACUGUGGUGAGGACGGGAUACAAAGCUGACCGGAAUGGAAUCCCAGAUAUUCAGGGAUGGAUGGGGCCUCGAGGACCUCCCCCCCAUGCCAAGGCAGGAUUAAGGAUACCACAACCCUUCCUGGCACGUUUGUCUAACUUGGUCUUAAAAACCUAAAGAAUUCGAUAGCCCCUCGCCCUGCCAGCCCCUGAAAGCGAAGCACCCGGCGAACGAAUGAACGAGAAGCCAACCCGGCCGGAGGGACCUUUUGAGCACCUGCGAAGAUGGGCAUGAGGAUCAAACUCCACAGCACCGAUCACCCCAACAACCUGCUGAAGGAACUCAACAAGUGCAGGCUGUCGGAAACCAUGUGCGACGUCACCAUCGUAGUGGGGAGCCGCUCCUUUGCCGCCCACAAAGCCGUGCUGGCCUGCGCGGCGGGCUACUUCCAGAACCUCUUCCUGAACACGGGGCUGGAUGCCGCCCGGACCUACGUGGUGGACUUCAUCACGCCGACCAACUUCGAGAAGAUCCUGAGCUUCGUCUACACCUCGGAGCUCUUCACGGACCUCAUCAACGUGGGCGUCAUCUACGAGGUGGCGGAGAAGCUGGGUAUGGAGGAUCUGCUCAGGGCCUGCCACUCCACCUUCCCCGACUUGGAGAGCUCAGCCAUCACCAAGCAGCCCUCUGGAGCGGGAGACGGCCGGUCAGGCUGUCUGGGCAGCACGGCAACAGAACCAAACCAUUCCCUGGGCGAACUCCGGAGCAGUGUGGAGCACUUUGGCCCCGAGCGGAAUUGCAUCUUGCAAGGGGAAGUGGCAGAGGACUAUAAAGAGGAUGACAGGUUGGGUGAAGCCGGCCAUAACCUGCCCUUGAUGCAUCCGCCGCCUCCAAAGACGGAAGAGCAAGAACUGACAGGGCAGUUUGCUUCGGCCGGCAAUGCCAUGUCUCAGCCCGGCCUGGGCAACGUCAACCUGGCUGUUCCAACCACGGCAAGUGCCUGCCAGCCCUAUAAGAUCCAGAGCAACGGGGACUACAGCAAAACCAGCUUUUUCCCGGCUGACGCCUCGCUGGACAUCUCUACCGGGAGCAAUUCCUGCCCCAGCAACAGCGACCAUUCCAAAGACCAGGGCUUCGGGCAGAUGGAGGAGCUGCAGCUGGAGGAUCUAGGGGCGGACGAGCUGCACUUCGAAGACGCCGGCGAGGAGCUGGGCCCGGUGGAGGAGGUCAUUGAGCUGAGUGAUGACAGCGAAGAGGAGCUGGCCUUUGAGAACGAUGGCCAGGAGAGCAAGGCCAUGCCGUGCCAGGUCUGCCGGAAGGUUCUGGAACCCAACAUCCAGCUGAUCCGCCAGCACGCCAGGGACCAUGUGGACUUGCUCACUGGCAACUGCAAGGUCUGCGAGACCCACUUCCAGGACCGGAAUUCCCGGGUCACCCAUGUCCUGUCCCACAUCGGGAUCUUCCUCUUCUCCUGCGAUAUGUGCGAGACCAAAUUCUUCACCCAGUGGCAACUCACCCUCCACCGGAGAGAGGGGGUGUUCGACAACAACGUUGUCGUCCACCCCAGCGACCCGCUGCCCGGCAAGAUCAACCUCUUUGGGGGGGUCCCUGGCUCGGAGCUGGUCUGCACCGCCUGCGGGAAGCCACUGGCCAAAGAUUUCCACACCGUCCGGGGACACAUCCUCGACCACGUGAACUUGAAAGGCCAAAUGUGCAGCGUGUGCGACCAGCGGCACCUCAGCCUCUGCAGCCUGAUGUGGCACACCCUCUCCCACCUGGGUAUCUCCAUCUUCUCCUGCUCCAUCUGCGCCAGCAGCUUCGUGGACCGGCAUCUGCUGGAGAAGCAUAUGGCCGUCCAUCAGAACAUGGAAGAGACCGUCUUCCGCUGCCAUUUCUGCGGCCAGAGCUUCAAGCUGGAGGCGGCUUACCGCUACCACGUCAGCCAGCACAAAUGUGGCGGCAGCCUGGACGUUGUGCGGCCCAGCUUCGGAGACCGGCUCCAGCAGCAAGCCCUCCAAAAGAGGAAGCUGCCGGAGGAAUUCCUGAGCGAGGACCCCGCGCUGCAGAACCAGCCAGGGAACAGCAAGUACAGCUGCAAGGUCUGUGGGAAGAGGUUUGCCCACACGAGCGAGUUCAACUACCACCGAAGAAUCCACACCGGAGAAAAGCCUUAUCAGUGCAAAGUGUGUCACAAAUUCUUCCGCGGCCGCUCCACCAUCAAAUGCCACCUGAAGACACACUCGGGAGCCCUCAUGUACCGAUGCACGGUGUGCGGGCACUACAGCUCCACCUUAAACCUCAUGAGCAAACAUAUAGGUGUCCACAAAGGCAGCCUGCCACCCGAUUUCACCAUCGAGCAGACGUUUAUGUACAUAAUUCAUUCCAAAGACGCGGAGAAAACCACGGACAGCUGAUUGGGCGGCGCUGUGUUGGGGGCGGGGCAGCAAACGUUAAUUGCAAAGUAGCUACUUUGGGGGAGGGGGUUCGUUUUAACGGUCAGACAUCGUGGAUGGAAUUCUUCUUUUUUUGGCCUUGCCUAGCGAUUUUUUCUGUCCGCGUCCUGUACGUUAACAGCACGUGAGCUGAACCAAGAAACCUAUUUUCUUUGCUUACCUCCAGGCCUCUUAGAGGCCGCUGAGUUCCGUGGACUGGCACGUCUUGCCAGGUUUGGGUCUCAUACGUAGACAGCUCUCGCCACCGAGCAGGUUAACCCUCGGUGGGCCUCCUGUGGCUUUGAGAUCACAUAUAGAUUUAUGCUGCUAGGAUCCUAGCACCCUCAGAGAGGAGCAGAAUCAAGACAGGAAGAUGGUGGACACCAAGGCCACGUCUUCACUCCUGGGAAGAUCAACACCGCCACAAUUGAUCUUCCGGAGUUUGAUUUAGUGGGUCUAGUUAAGACCCACCAAAUCGAACUCAGAGGGCACCCUUGGAGCAGCUCUUGUGAGGAGUAAGGGACACCGACAGGAACGUUUGCUCCUGUCGGGCUCCCGCUGUGGAGAUGGCGGGGAAACUCGAAUGAAGGUACGGCGACUCCGGCUACGUAAUUAACAUAGCUGGAGCUGCGUAUCUCGAGUCGAACGUCCCCUCUAGUGUAAGCCUGGCCAAAGAGACUAGCUGGUUUUAUUUUAGGCACCGCUGGGGCUGUGCUGCUCCUGACAGGAGCUAAGCAGAGUCAGGCCUUAGCGGGUGAGGGGCGGUUGGCAGGCAGCAAGGGGAGCUCCAGGAAUUCAGCUCGGUGCCAGAAAGAGGGAGCAACGUGACUUCUAGCCGCCCAUCUGAGCCAAAGCCGCAGUUACUGGUUAACACCCAUCCCCUUCCCCCCCAUACGCUCCCUCCUAUCUCUUCUGAAGUUUGCAAGUCCCAUUUGGGAGCUGAGGAAAUGAAGGAGUAAUAGGAGAAUAGGGGGUUGAGCUUCGUCUCACCGUGAGCCAGGAUAGAUUGUCAAGGGGAGGAAUCACUGGGCCAGGGGAGGUACGUAGCAAAUGCUGGCAGAGACACAGCUUUCCCCCUUGUCCCCCCGCACCCCAUGCCGAAGAGCAACGUUCCUCUGACUGCAGGAGCCCGUUCCGACAGCUGGGGGUCUGGCUCUGUAACUCGGCCGCCUCCCCGAGUCAGUAGUGGGGGGGAGGGGAAGAGCAUCGGGCGUCCCUGUGGGACUGGCGCUAGGCCACGUGCAAAGCCUCUGGCGUGAGCGUGAAAAGAAACCGUUGCCUUAACUCCUGGAAAAAUGUCUUUGCAGGAGGAACAUUCUUUGCUCUGCAGGGUUUUCCCCACCCCUCUCCCCCCCCCUCGCCCGGUACCAGAACGGCCACCGGGGGAAUAUGGCUGCUUUUCACAUGUACCCGCUGAGGGGGGAGAGGCGGCUUUUCUAGCGUUGCUGCCCUGAGGCAGGGAGUGGAAAGGCCCAGGUGUGGCAGACAAGGCCGCCUGGAGGAGAGCCGUCCCUUGGUGACUCAAACUACCUCACAAGCUGGAAGUGCUCAGGGCUCGGCGCCCCAGCGAGCUUUGGACAGGCCCCUGCACUUCCAUACACGCACGCUGUCACCGGACGAAACACUUGGACAGCCUCCCCCCCCGCCCCGCCCCGGGAGCUGAUCUCUGCCACAUUGCAGCCAGGAGGGGACAAGCUCACCUGAGCUUCGCCCGAGGUAGCACACUACAAAUAGCUGUCUGGCCGUUGCAGCGCUAGCUGUCCCCCCUCCCCUCCCUCCUGGAGCCUCCUGAGUCCAAGCCCGCUGCCCCCCAGGUCAGAGCCUGGCUGGCUAGCCAGAAUCACCGCUAGUGCCGCAACAUCCACGCUCCUAUUUAGCACACCUGCCCGAGCAAUGCUAGCGGGAGUCGGUGUGCCUGGGCUGAGAGGCUGGGUCUGGACACCCUCAACGGGGGUGUUCCUGGGUUCUCACCCCACUGCUGACACUAACUUCACUGUGGCCUUGGGCAAGUCGCUGCACCGCUCUGCCUCAGUUUCCCCAUCUGUAAAAUGGGGGCAGUAAUACUUGUGGUACCUACCUACCUCCCUGGAGCGUGGUGACGAUGAACUAAUUAGUGUCUGUAUAGCGUGUUGACGAUGAAGAGCACUUAUGAGUAUUAUGUAGCAUCCUAGGGAAAUGACCCCCCCCAUGUUCCCUUUUGACACCCCUCCCCACCCUAUGCCCUGGAUUUAACAACAGCCCAGUGGCGUUACCUUUCUCCGUGCUCUGCUCUCUGUUCCUGAGUCCAGUGGAAAACCCACUAGUAACAAAGGGUAACGGGGGGACUGCAGGGGGCGAGGGCAUUAGGAGUUAAUUGCGCCCCAAAAGGAGGUUUGCAGGAGGGGCGUGAUGACUUGGUGCACAAGGAAGGCAGGAACAUGAGGUCCGAGGGGGCGAGGGCCUUGGGAGUUCAUUGUGGCGUGAACCCCUUGCUCGUCCCCUGUUGUUUAGUGUCAGGAGUGGAGCCAGUGCUGCCAGUUGGAUUUUGUGGGCCGGGGGGGAUUGCAGAGGGGCACGUCCCUGGCCACAGGUGGCAGCACCCACGGAAUCCCUCCUCGCCUGCCGCCGAUCGUUGCGGUAUCGGUGCCGUGGCGGCCCGUCCUCAGGGCCCAGGAGUGCCAGGGAUGGAGAUGGAGCCCUGAACGCAUCCUUCAGCGUUCCUUCUGAGCCAUGCCAGGGCUCGCACGGGGAGCCAGCGCCACCACCCUCCCAGAAGGCUACCCUGCCCAGAGCCUGAGGAGCCCAGCUGACCUCUGCCCCGACGUGCGUUCUAGUACCAGUGCCCCUGCCAAAGAAAAGCCAGGGGUGGCGAGCCCAUCGGCUGAGCUUUGCACACCCCGGUCUGUGAAAUGGUAACAAAGGGGUGCUCUGUAGGCAGACAGCCCUGGGUGGCUGCAAACUCGGCCCUUCCUGGAAGGUGUUUAAAAGAGGAAUGACAAAGCUAGUUCAGCGUUAAAUCUGCCCCAACUUUGUGAGCGCCGGGCAGACGUGGCAAAUGGAGCAGGUUAGCCGGUGAUGGUCGUAGAGCGGCGUCAGACACCUUUCCCUCCCCCGUCUGGCGCGGGAUAGGUGGGCUGCAGGCCUGAGCCUGUUUGGGGGUUCCUCCAAAGGGCGUAAGGAGAUGAAAAGGCUGGGGGGCAGGUAGCUAGCCAGGCAUCAUUCAGACGCCUCCCAGAAGCCGAGGUCACCGUUCGGCAGACCCAAAGCAAAGCUGUGAAGCGAAAGCUUUUCUGGCACAACAAAAGGGAGAGACACGCUUGGGCCCUGAAACACUAACGGGCCAGCAGCGCCCUGCUCCAGACUAGGGGACAGGGAAGGCAGGCACCUGCCCCCCUUUUCUUUGCUCCUGUCUGUGGCGACGUCUGCAAGUCCCCUGCUCUGUGUCUGUGGCUCUUCCCUAGGUUUGAAUGACCCGCUUGCGCUCUCCAUCAGAACCAGUGGGGGGCAAACUACGGCCCCUCAGGCGUCUCUGUGUAGCCCGCCGGACAUUUGGUUUUCCUACGGGUGUCACUAAAGUGACGGGAGGUGCUGGCUGAUUGCACCUGUGAUGGACUGGGAGAGUCAGGCGCUCCCUCUGCGUCUAGGCACCCCGGCCUUUUAGUGCUAUCCUGGGAGACCCUCUUGGUGACGACAGUCUUGCGGGCCACUGAGAUGGAGGGCCACCUGCUAGCCCGGGUUGCCCAUCGCUGGUCAAACCCGUCAGGGUACGUCUACACUACAGGAUAAGGUCGAAAUAAGCUACGUGGUGUCAGCUACGUUCAUUGUGUGGCUGAAGUCGAAGUAUCUUAAUUUGGCUUUUGACAGUGUCCACGCUGCGGGAAGGCGAAGAGAGAACAUUCUCCCUUCGACUUCCCUUACUCCUCGUGGAAGCGGGGCCACCGGCAUCGACCAGAGCGCCCCUCUCAGGUCGAAUUUGCCAGACCCGCUCAUUCGAACCCUGGGAGAUCGACAGCGGCAGCUUCGAUCUUUGUCGUGUAGAUGUCCCCUCAGAGAUCAGCAGCCGCAAAGCGUUAUCUGCGGGCAAAUGGGAAAGUUCUGAUAGGCAAACCGCUGCCACGAGUUUCCUCCUUUCACGUUUCCUCCUUGAAUUUUCCAAAUCGGAGAGGCCAAAACCUGAGCUGUUCCUCCCAGCCGGGGUAUCUAGGCCUCGUCCUGUGCAGCCCUCCACCCUCCCUCAGUAUGUCAGACCCAAACUCCAUGGGAGUCAGGCAGCCGCUUUGGUGAGCUUUGGACCAAGUCCCUAACCCCAGCCACAACGACGAAUCUGCAGCAGGGUCCGGGGUCUUCUCUUACUUGGUGCCCCCAUCUUUAACAUUCCAUUUUCUUCCCGCCCUUUGCAACGGGGCUGCUGUGGGGCCAGGCCAGCCAGGUUAGGAAGUCAAGUGGUAUUCGAGAGCCAUGUUGCUUUGCGAAUCCGGCAGGCGGGAUUAAUUGGAGUUCAGAGAUGGAAGGAUUCUCUCUCCCGCUUCCAUCCGAGAACCAAAGCAGGCUGCUCUGAUCCCUGGCACUAGAGUCCCAAACCCAGCUCUCCCACACCAAGCAUGUCCUGCUGAUUCCCCUGGCUCAUUCCCAGUGCUGGUUUUUGGCUCACUGCACCCUGGCUCUGUUUCUAAAGCAAAACACAUAAUGGGGAAAGGAAACAAUAUUUUCUGGUAGACCAAAUGGGGCUGGAAGGGAAGGGCCUGGUUCUUUUCCCAGCUUUCCCACUGGUGCGGCGUGUGGGUUUGCCUCAGUCCCCCCAGUCUGUACACGUGCGGAUACUAACCGAUACCUACCUCGCAUGGGGGAGGGGGUGAGGUUUAAUUCAUGUUUGUAAAGUGCUUUGGGAUCCUUGGAGAUGAACCGGGAGGGCUACAGGACAUCCUGUCAGGGAGUCCAGCUGCCUUGUAGCGUUCGGUUUAAUCCCGGCUCCCGCCACGCUAAUGAAGCUUGAAGCAAACGGCCUCGCUUUAACCAGAAGGGUGGCAGCAUCCCCAUGAGAAACACAACUGCACGAGCGUGCUGUGGCUAGUUCUGAAACACAAACGGGGCUUGCUUUCGUUCCUCCCCUCUCGAAGGGUCCAGAUCUCUUUAAGAAAAGAAGUUGUAAUUGCUGUCUAACUUUUCAUUAAGUUAAUAGUAGGUACUGACCUGAUAUUUAAGUGGUUACUAUCUAUUUGCUGUAAAGUUUUGUAUAUUUUGUAAACCCCCCUCCACCCCAAAUAGUAGAUGUCUAAAAUCGUUGUACAUCUGAUUCUUUUAUACUCCAUCGUUCAGCACAAAGUGUGGUUUUUAUUUAGAAUAAUAAAAUGGAAAACAGCCA